UAUAUUUCAGGAAGUUUUUUCCGGCACUCCGUAGUUCCUCUAGUUCAACAUACGGGUUGUGCAGCUCCUACGGUCUCCGUGUUUCUUCAACACAUUAGGGAGAACGGGUGAAGUGGAAAGAGUGAGGAAACCUAAUAUAUGGAAUGGCAAUAUCUAAGAACGGCUUGACCAUCUGUGCCCUUCUCGUGACACUUGCUGUUUUUGAAACAUGGGACUUCAUUGAAUUUCCAUGUCUGGUUACGCCGGAACUUAACAAAGAAGAGCAACUCCUACCUCACACUAGACAGAGAAGAGCUGUUCCAACAGGCCAGUGGAAAUACAGCAUUGAUGUCGUAGUGAAUGUCUCUGAUGCACAAACCUUUGAGCUGAUUCAUUCGUCCUUGAAUGCUACUGAUCUUCCCGCACAAAUCGACAACCAAACGGAGAUCUCGGACAUCAGUAUCACAACCGUGUGUUCGUCAACUGACUCUGGUUUCCAGUGCAGAUGUGAGGAACAGUUUGCUUGGCCGUACAGCACCUGUGUCACAUACGGUGCCUGUGAACGCACGUGGAGCAGCAUUUGUAAAUGCAUCAAUGCUAUUCCGCCUGGCAACCAGUACUGUCAGCCGAUAUCAGCGCUGCUAACUCAGGUCGAGUAUGACGUGGAGGUGGAGCUGAACGUGACAGAUGUUGCGACAGUGGACUACCUCAGGAGCCUAUUGAACAACAACAGCUUCUUGUUCGACCUGGGUCCCAUUGUGAAUGUCACAAACAUCGACAUCAACACAGUUUGUUACCUAAAUGGUAGCACAUUCCAGUGCAGAUGUGAGGACCAGUUCGUCUGGUCUUCUACGGACUGUGCUACAUACAGAGCCUGUGAUGAGAUCACUAAUGACACGUGCAGUUGUAUCAACAGUAUUCCAUCCAAUGGACAGUACUGCCAGCCAAAGACAGCUCCUCCAGUUGUUUAUACAUACCUCAUUUCUGUUGAGUUGAACAUCGCAGAUGUUGGACUAAUAAAUCCACUGAGGACCAUUCUGAGCAACAUCAGUUACCCAAUCAGCAUCAACCACAUGCAAAUCUCUGAUGUCAUCAUUUCUACAGUUUGCUCUCUGAGCAGCAGUGGUUACCAGUGCAGAUGUGAGGAUCAAUAUCGUUGGUCAUGUGACCAGUGUUUCAUGUAUGGAUCCUGUGACCACAUCACCUCCAACACAUGUGGAUGCAUCAAUGCCAUCCCUGCUGAUGGACAGCAUUGUCAGCCUGUUGACAUAUAUAACUUUACAAUUUGUUCAGUUACGACGACCACUCUAUCACCAACAACUUCUCCAGUUCUCUAUGAAUAUAUUAUUACAAUUGAGCUGAACACCACAGAUGUUACAGUGAUAGACCGACUGAGAAACAUCAGUUACCCAGUCAGCAUCAGCAACAACACACAAGUCUCCGGCACGAACAUCUCUACAGUUUGCUCUCUGAGCAGCAGUGGUUACCAGUGCAGAUGUGAGGAUCAGUAUCGUUGGUCAUGUGACCAGUGUUUCAUGUAUGGAUCCUGUGACAACAUCACCUCCAACACAUGUGGAUGUAUCAAAGCCAUCCCUGCUGAUGGACAGCAUUGUCAGCCACAGACAGAUGACUUGAUUUGUCCAUCAACAACUCCGCCAGUUGUAACAACUACAACUGCUGCAACGACAAGGAAUACUACAGCAUUCUUAACACCAACCACCACAGCCAUAACAGAUUCAACACUCACAACACAUAUGAACACCACAACAGCUCCAACAACAACUGUAACAAAUUCAACAUCGGCUACAACACAUGUUAACACCACAACAGUCAGAUCAACAACAGUGGUAACAAAUUCUAUACCUAUUGCUACAACAAAUAUGACUACGACAACAGCUGCAACACCAACUGUAACAAAUUCGACACCUGUUGCUACAACAGUUAUGAACACUACAACAACUGCAACACCUGUGCCAAUAACAACUACAACUGUUGCAACGACUAGAAAUACUACAGCAUUCUUAACACCAACCACCACAGCCAUAACAGCUACUAAUGCAACCAGCCAAAACACCACAAUUACCUCAACAACAACAGACCUUUCACCCACAACCAUUAUAACAAAUACAAGUAACACAGCUACUACAAAUGUCCCCACCAUGACCACUACUGCUGCCACUACCACCACAACUACGGCGGCUACCACGACCACUACCCCUAGGACGACUGUUACUACGAUUUCUACCACCGCUACCAUCACGACUACGAUUGCUACCACUGACACAACCCCUACCACGGGCGCUACCACCAGUGCACCAACGACAACUAAUAACCAAACAGAAACAGUUUUCAAAAUCGAAAUGUCAAUGAGAUUAGACAAGGAUUACACAUCAGAAUUAAGUGAUACGUCAAGUAACGUCUACAAAGAUUUGAAGUCAAAGAUCGAUGAAGUGAUACUUGAGGAUUAUGGAGGAAUCCCAGGAUAUAGAGGAGGUUUUGUGACAGAAUUCAGCAAAGGAAGCAUUAUUACAAAAUAUGUUCUACAGACGACACAAGUUGACUUUGAUCAAAUCUUUGUUGAAAAUCAAAACUUCCGUAAAGCAAUAAAUAAUAGCAUUGCUCCUGUCAUUGGAGCAGUUUCUGCAUUUUACCAAAGUUCAACUUCGAUCAACCUUCCAAAGCUCACUUACACUGGUGCCAACCUGUCCCUGAAGUGUGUGCCUUCAGAAAGCGUUAUAGUGGGACUAAUUCUCAGUUCCAGAUGGACAUUUAAUGGACGGGAAAUUAAAGACGGUGGAAGGUUUAAAAUAACUAUUUCCAACUCUAUGUCUAUGCUUGAAGUUAACAACGUCAUUCCUGCUGAUAGAGGAAAUUACAGUUGUACUCUGAGCAAAACCGACCUGGAAUUCCAGCAAAAAGGAAUUGUAAUGGAAAGCAAAAUCAAAGAAGCUCCUGUUGUGCGUCUCAAGAGUGAAUUUCAUGUAAGAUGCAGAACUGGAAAGAUGCAACCCCUCAAGUGUUGUGUGCAGCUUCCCUACACAAUCAAUUGGUUUCAAGACAAAGUACAGUUGACCUCAGAUCCUGUUACCGGUGAAGAUGGCAACUGCAUCAAGCAUGAUUACAAAUUAGAAAGCUGCAGUGGAUCACGGGAAGAUCAAAUAAUUUUUACAUGCAGGGUAGAUAACCCAUCAAGUUAUGAAAUGAUGUCGACAAUGACGAUCUUCAAAGAGAAUUCCAAAUGCAAUGACGCUCAGUAUGGGGACGGCCGAGUAGGAGACCAAACAAGCAUUGAGUGUGAUAUAGGUCAAGUAGGAAGAAGGCUGGCGGAAUGCCAGGAAACGGGCAAGUGGAAACUGGUCGAAGACACCUGCAUUGUCAUAGUAAUCAAUGAAUUACUGAUUGAGUCACAGACUUUGGAUGAGGAGGGAGUGCCAGAUUUUGUAGGGAAUCUAAGUAAAGCUGUCCAGAAAGAAAGACAGGCCAUUGAAAAUUCAACUGCAACCAUAUCAGCUAUCGUUGACAUCCUAAACACUGUUGCAAAUGUUUCAACUGCUGUCGAUGAAACCAGCAUGCAGCAUAUCCUAGAGACUGUUGAUGUCAUCAUAGGUGAAGAAUCAAGAGAGUCUUGGGUAAUUUUGAAUGCAAACAACACCCGCAAAACCAGCUCCAAAUUGUUGGGUUCAUUGGAGAGUCUCUCCAGUUAUUUGGACAGCGAGUUUUCCGUAAGGACGCCACGGAUCCUGCUAAACAGAACGACGUUUGAUGACUCCUUCAUGGCAGACCUGAACUCCAGCAUCGUCCUAAACAUUACGAAAAACAGCAUGAGCAAUGUUUAUAUUACCACCAUCCUCCUCUCAACCCUUUAUAUUGUUAUGCCAACACGAAACUCCACCUUUGACGUCAGCCCCUUCAAUACCACCAGUAAUGAAACUGCCAGUGAUAAUGCCAUCAAUGCAGCCGUGUUGCUUGUCAAAAUAAAUGCCACAGUUCAGAAUGUCAUCCUGAGCUACGACAAGCUGAACAGCUCCUUGACAAUGAACCCGCAGUGCGUCUUCUGGAACUUCACACUCUUUGACAAUAUUGGUGCUUGGGAUGAUGAGGGAUGUAAGUUUGUGUCCGACAUAAACAACAUAGUAACCUGCAGCUGUAACCACCUCACCUCCUUCUCAAUUCUGAUGGCAACGGACAUCCCCCCAUCUAUAAGAGAAGCCUUGGAUAUAAUCACUUAUGUUGGAGUUGGAAUAUCAAUGGCAAGCUUGGUAAUAUGUCUAGUUAUUGAAGGGUACGUUUGGAAAGCCAUUACCAGGAAUAGCACUGCCUUCAUGCGUCACGUUUCCAUCGUAAAUACCGCCCUGUCUCUGUUGGUCGCUGAUAUCUGUUUCAUCAUUGGUGCCUCUAUAGCAAACAAUCCCCUUGAAAACCCAGGGGGGGACUACGAACUUCCUCUUGGACCAUGUAGCACGGCAACAUUUUUUAUGCACUUUUUCUACCUUGCUCUAUUCUUUUGGAUGCUCGUGUCAGGCCUUUUGCUCUUUUACAGGACGGUGAUGGUCUUCUCGUACAUGUCCAAGUCAAUCAUGUUGGCCAUUGGUUUCUGUUUAGGAUACGGCUGUCCCCUGAUUAUAGCUGUUAUUACUGUUGCUGUCACAGCACCAGGGAAUGGAUACAUUAGGAAAUCCGAGGCUUGUUGGCUGAACUGGUUUGAGACAAAAGCCCUCCUGGCCAUGGUGAUACCGGCCUUGACCAUAGUUUUCAUCAAUAUAUUAAUUGUAAUUGUGGUCUUAUACAAAAUGCUGAAAAGAGGUGUGGGAGACGCUGCACAAUCAGAUGAAAAACACACGCUGGUGGUCAUAACGAGAUGUCUGGUCAUUUUGACUCCUUUAUUUGGAUUGACCUGGGGUUUGGGUGUGGGAACCAUGGUAUCAUCAACAAAUAAGGCAAUCCAUAUUGCCUUUGCAUUCUUCAAUUCACUACAGGGUUUCUUCAUUUUAUUGUUUGGGGUACUACUCGAUUCAAAGACUCGUUCUCUCCUCGGAAGGAAAUCACCUCGAACAAGCACUGGCUCUAAUUCUACGAGAAGUACAGGUGCUGGCAUUUCCUCCUUGAGUGGAAAUAAUUUUAUUGGCAGACUACUAGGAAGAAGAAAUGUCUACCACGUUUCACAAGCUACAAACACAAACAGCAGCGGUGCAACGGAGUCAUUUAGUAAUAUAUGAAUCAAUGCUACAAGCUGUAUAGGUAACAUUUGUUUGAUCAUUCAAAAUGUCUGUAAGAUAUGAAUUUUCUGUUAAGUCAGAAACAGAAGUUAUGAAAUCAGUAACAAAAUAGUGAGGUUUUAAAAGAUUAAAAAUGCUUGAAGGAAUGUUCAGUGUGACAUUCCUUCAAGCAUUCCUUCAAACACUCUUAAUAUAUAAUAUUUAAUAAUUUUGUAUAUAUAUAUUGUGAAUAAAACUGAAAUAGCAAUUGUUGCAACUUGCAUUUUGAUAGGUUUUCAAAUCCCCAGAGCAUCAUUGGUGAAUAUUUAUUUAUCACCCACUGGAUACUCCUGCUUGUGCAGAUACAAAUUUUAUUAACCUAUUUUACAUUCUUAACACCCAUGACUAAUUAUUCUGUGGCUCACUCUGACUCAGACCUCAUGAAAAUGAUGUGCAGCAGCUGCCUUCAUUUCUGUUGGUGCCCAUCGCCCUCAUGUGGCCCUCCUGGGUAUUGCUCUUAAAUCAAACUGAUAGAUUUGCUCACAUCAGAUAGUGUAUAAGCAAAAAUUAAAGUUGAUAAAUAAUAGUUUAGAGAUCAAUGGGCACUAUUCUUUCAACAUUUUUGAAUAUUCCUGAAAGGUAUAACAAUUUGGACACAGUUUUUGGCUCAAAGUUGUAGAUCUCUCUCUCUACUGAAAGCACGAGAAUACAGCCCACCCCUGGAUCAGACCCUGUGUAGAGCAAAAUAGAUCUUCAGCGUUUGGUAGGAUUACCUUCUUUGUUUUUUUCCAAUGUAUUACACCUGCAAAAGUUGUUAAUGCACCCACAACUCUUUCCUACAAUCUAAGCACUGAGAUAGGGCAGAGGGUCACUUACAUUGUUCAUGCUUCUUGUUAUAAUUGUACCGUGAGCAGCAACUCAACCCAAGUUUUUUCUGUCCACUGAAAUCCACCGGUCUGCAGAGAUCACUUAUCAACACACAUAUGUUGUACUUUAUCCUCAAGUGUGAGCCCUUUAAAUGCAGCAGCUUAUUGAGGUAUAAUACUAAGAAAUAAUUACUAAUCUCAGUACCAAGUUUCAGCAAGCUAGAUGUACGAGUACCCAGUGGCUCCAUGACAUGUUGUCAGAUAUGAGCCUUGUCAUUAGGGUCUAGAAAAGAAGAAAUGUUUCUCUUUUCUUGUGUGCACAUUUGAUUUGAUUCAUCAUGGCUUCAGGCAUGUUGUUCUUAAUCUUCCUUACUUAUAAUACAUACUUUCUCUUGAUGGUCUGCUUGCUUGUUUAGGUAUUUACCUUGUUACUGUUCUUAGUCUUACUUUUCAUGUAUCUGUAGAUUACUUAAGUAGAAUUAUUUUGAGGUACUUCUCACUUUUACUCUACUACAUAUGUCAGCCAAUAUUGUUUAAACAUUCAGAAGUAAUCAAUAACAAGAGUGUUAGACCCCAGCAGCAUCAGGGGUGAACUAAAACCUAAAAUGAUUUAGGAGAAGGGUCAGCCGUUCAUUAAUAUGAAAAUGUGUGUAGUAGUAGCAUCAUCUGCAGCAUUAUUUAUUAAUAUGUCUGUAGUAUUGUUGUAUUAAUCUAAAUAUACAGUAGGCUCAGUUUAUGGUGUAGAUUGUGUGCAUCCGAGAAAAUUAUUCAUUCAGCAACUACCUUUGCUUUCAAUACUUAAAGUACUUACUUGCUAUCCUCAAGUUGAAAAUAAAUAAUGUGGUACUUUUUUGUCUAUUUAUUUGUACUUUUCCUUCAGUUAAAUGUUGAAGUACUUCAUCUACCACUAUUAUCAUGAACUUUCCUAUAACUAUUUUUAAGAAAAAUAGCCCAAUGAUGUUCAGUUACAGAUAUUAUUAAAACUUAAUAGGUUGUCUGAAUAUUGCAGAUAAUUCAAAGUUCAAGUUGAAUCCAUCCAAGCAAUGUUUUGUUUGACCAUUUGCAUAGAAGAAUCAAACUCAGCUGUCGCAGUGGGGCCACCACCCUGACAGAACAUGAGAUACUUGCUCUGGUUUAAGUUCUCGUUUUAAAUUACACUAUUAACUGACUAAGCGAGACAAAAAUGCAUUAAGAGGCAACAAAUUCUAACGGCAGGUGCUGAGAAACCUGCAAAGCAUGUCCUCCAGCUCCUGUUCUGUGUGAUUACAAUUGUGCACAGCAGUUAUGGAAUCAGUUGCUGGGAUUGAGCAAACACUGCAGGAGACCAGGUCGGUGUCAGAUGUCAGCUGGAUUUGGCCCCAGCUCACCCUGUGCCCAUAGAAGGCAAAGCUGAAUUGAAAAUGGAUAGAUGUAUGGAUGGAUGGACUUCAUACUCAGCGAUGUUGUUGUUUUCACUUGUAUGUACAUGAAAGACAGAAUUAAAUAAAAAAUGUAAAAAUAAAAAAA
Messenger RNA from Pleuronectes platessa (European plaice), 7546 nucleotides. RefSeq names its product adhesion G protein-coupled receptor F5. The transcript has 33 exons. Lineage: Eukaryota; Metazoa; Chordata; Actinopteri; Pleuronectiformes; Pleuronectidae. Gene Ontology annotation, molecular function: G protein-coupled receptor activity. The record is from RefSeq and is a predicted model, not a curated record. Gene Ontology annotation, biological process: cell surface receptor signaling pathway; G protein-coupled receptor signaling pathway. Gene Ontology annotation, cellular component: membrane. The coding region runs from base 144 to 5195 and encodes 1683 amino acids.